Molecule: messenger RNA, 1092 nt
Organism: Priapulus caudatus
Lineage: Eukaryota; Metazoa; Priapulida; Priapulimorpha; Priapulimorphida; Priapulidae
Product: proteasome activator complex subunit 3-like
Exons: 11
Coding region: 59-769 (236 amino acids)
Biological process (GO): positive regulation of endopeptidase activity; regulation of proteasomal protein catabolic process; regulation of G1/S transition of mitotic cell cycle
Cellular component (GO): nucleoplasm; cytoplasm; proteasome activator complex
Molecular function (GO): endopeptidase activator activity
Source: RefSeq, a predicted model, not a curated record
AAUUUUUGGCGCUCUACGCGUUUUCCGGUAAGCAUUGGAGAGAUAACGAGAAAUAGCAAUGGCAGAAUUUAAGGAGAAGAUAAAAAAAGAGGCUGAACAGUUGGUCAAUGAUGUAUUUCUGAAGAAAGUGCAAGAACUUGAUGAUUUACUUCUGUCGCCACUGUUUGCAAACAAAGAUCUUAAUCUCUUGCAUAUGGAUAUAAAUAUACCAGUGCCCCCACCUGCUGGGGGAGCUGCAAACUGUGAUGGAAUGCCAGUAAAGAAGAGAAAGCUAGACGUGGUCGAAAAUGAGAUUGGUUCGCCAGUAUUUGUGCUGCCACUUGGGUCUGCUCCAUCCAAUAAACACAUAGUGGAAAUCAUAGACACGAUGAAACCAAACAUUCAACAGCUGAUUGAUCAUACCAACAAGGUAAAAAUGUGGAUACAAUUUCUCAUACCAAGGAUCGAAGACGGAAACAACUUUGGUGUGUCAAUACAGGAGGAAACUUUGGCAGAGGUGCGAACAGUAGAGGGUGAAGCAGCAUCUUUCCUGGAUCAGAUUUCUCGAUAUUUCAUCACACGCGCAAAGAUAAUCUCCAAGGUUGCGAAAUAUCCACAUGUGGAUGACUACAGGAGAGCGAUUGAUGAACUGGAUGAGAAGCAGUUCAUUAGUCUGCAGUUGGUGUGCUGUGAACUCCGGAAUAAUUAUUCAGUGUUGCAUGAUCUGAUUACGAAGAACAUUGACAAAAUCAAGAGACCUCGAACUGCACACAAUCAUUCCCUAUAUUGAUCAGGUCAGCUGGGAACAAGUUCUCACUACAUGACAGUAAAACAAAAAGAACCACAAGCAACAAGAUCCAGGGACCUAGAUGUUCAACAAUGACGUCUUUAUUAAUGGAAAUUACUAACAGUUACUAAUGCAAUCUAAGUUUAUGUAAUAUGAUUGCAUGAAACAGAAAGUGGAUGUAACAUGCGGAGUAAAUAUAGAUGCUUCCCUGACAGAAGUUAUAACUUGGUUGUUGCCUCAAUCAUGUAGUUAUGAGGUUGAUGGAUAUAUGAACCUAAGUAACAGAAAUUGUCUUGCUGAAUAAUUAUAAUUUGUAUUUUAAACCA